AUGAGCAACAUAAACCCCCUUGUGCUGGAAAAGAUACCUCAGGCCGAUACUUGUCUCUCAGCUCUUGAACUCGCUAGGGAUGCUUUGCCUAUCCCUAUCUUGAAUCAUUCUCUUCGAGUCUAUCUUCUAGCUCGGUAUAUCGCCGAGAAAGAAGCCUCUCCCUUCAAGUCUGAAGAUCAGAGUCCACUUCUCUUUGUAGCAGCUAUUCAUCAUGAUAUUGGAGCGAGCCACCUCUGCAAUGGCGAGCAACGCUUUGAGAUCUGCUCUGCCGACUGCGCAAAGGCGCAUCUCGCCAAAAGCGGCUAUUCUGAAGCUGCGUCACAUCAACUCUGGACUGCCAUCGCAGUACAUACGUCACCAGGCAUAGCAGAGCGAAUAGACCCCUUGUCCCGUCUCAUACGCCUCGGCGUGCUGUCUGACUUUGGAUCGAAAGAUUACAGGACAAGUCUAGGUGUUGACGAAUACUACACCGAGAUCGAAAAGCUUCUGCCGAGAUUAGAUGCAGAGAAAUGUCUAGGUGACGCAGUUGUCAGUCAAGCCAAGGAGAUACCACAUGUGGAUAGUCUCACUUGGCCAAAUGACGCCAAGUUCCCUGCUGCGAGCUGGCCUGGGAUACUCCUACGGGCACAUGCCGAGAACCCAGGGCAUGACGGCGUCAAUCCAGCUUUCUGA
This is a messenger RNA of Fusarium odoratissimum NRRL 54006, 672 nucleotides long. RefSeq lists its product as uncharacterized. The transcript has a single exon. Lineage: Eukaryota; Fungi; Ascomycota; Sordariomycetes; Hypocreales; Nectriaceae. The record is from RefSeq and is a predicted model, not a curated record. The coding region runs from base 1 to 672 and encodes 223 amino acids.